Messenger RNA from Onychomys torridus (southern grasshopper mouse), 1418 nucleotides. RefSeq names its product F-box protein 17 (gene Fbxo17). The transcript is spliced from 7 exons. Gene Ontology annotation, molecular function: ubiquitin protein ligase activity; protein binding. Gene Ontology annotation, cellular component: SCF ubiquitin ligase complex; cytoplasm. Gene Ontology annotation, biological process: SCF-dependent proteasomal ubiquitin-dependent protein catabolic process; glycoprotein catabolic process. NCBI's taxonomy places the organism in Eukaryota, Metazoa, Chordata, Mammalia, Rodentia, Cricetidae. The coding region runs from base 407 to 1243 and encodes 278 amino acids. The record is from RefSeq and is a predicted model, not a curated record.
UGAGGGACGGGAGGGACGUGGCUCGGCGGCCCUGGCCAGGGCUCCCGGGGACUGGAACCUUGCCCGGUGUGCCCCCUCCUGCCGGGAAUCCCGAGCACGGGAGGAGACGGUCCGCCAGGAUCCCAGGUCCCGGGGGCCCCCUGGAUCGCGGGGAACCAUUCGACUGCUCCCAGCGCCAGGCGGGGACUGGAUCUCCUCCGCCACCUCGGAGCAGGCCACCAGGUAUUUACUCAAGAGAAAUGCAACCUGUGUGCACACAGACCUUCAUACAUGAACACUCACACCAGCUCCAUUGCUAACAGCUCCACGUGGGAAACAGCUCAACCAGACCUCCUGAACCCAUUUCCUGACCCAGGGAGGCCAAGCCGCCAACCCCUCUGCACUCAGAGGACGCCGGUGGCGGGACAUGGGUGCCCGACCCUCGCGACGGCAGAUGCCCGAAGCUCCGCGCGUGACUCUGGCCGCGCUGCCUCCGGAGCUGCUGGUCCAGGUGCUGAGCCACGUGCCUCCCCGCGCGUUAGUGACGCGCUGCCGGCCCGUGUGCCGAGCCUGGCGCGACGUGGUGGAUGGCUCGAGCGUGUGGCUGCUGCAGCUGGCCCGCGACCGCAGUGCGGAGGGCAGAGCCCUCUACGCCUUGGCCCAGCGCUGCCCCGCCGACGAUGACCAUCAAGACGAGCUCCCGCUCUGCGCUCUGGCCCGUUUCUGCCUGCGGGCACCGCUUGGUCGCAACCUCAUCUUCAACUCCUGCGGAGAGCAGGGCUUCAGAGGCUGGGAAGUGGAGCACGGAGGGAACGGCUGGGCCGUGGAAAAGAAUCUGACAGUGGUGUCAGGAGCUCCUUCCCAGACCUGCUUUGUGACUUCUUUUGAAUGGUGCUUCAAGAGGCAGCUGGUGGACCUCGUGAUGGAGGGAGUGUGGCGGGAGCUACUGGACAGUGCCCAGAUUGAGAUCUGCGUGGCUGACUGGUGGGGCGCCCGUGAGAACUGCGGCUGUGUCUACAGGCUGCGGGUCCGCCUACUGGAUGAAUAUGAAAAUGAAGUGGUCAAGUUCUCGGCCUCACCCAACCCAGUACUUCAGUGGACUGAGAGCAGCUGCCGGCAAGUCUCCCAUGUCUUCACUGACUUUGGCAAAGGCAUCCGAUAUGUGUCUUUUGAGCAGUAUGGGAGAGACACGCGUUCCUGGGUGGGACACUAUGGUGCCCUUGUGACCCACUCCAGUGUACGGCUCAGGAUCCGUCUGUCCUAGCUGACCAGCCCUGCAGGACUCCCAGGACAUACUGCCUUCUCGCGGAUGGUGUUAGUCAAAGGUGGCUUUGCAGCCCCCAGCUGAACAAACAAAAGGGGGGUCCUGUGUGGCUCCCCUACACAUUGCUGUUUCAGUAUCAUGGCCCUCCUGCUGUGACAACCCAGGGACCUAAACA